Myxocyprinus asiaticus (Chinese sucker) is the source of this 1856-nucleotide messenger RNA. Its product is annotated as transmembrane protein 88-like. Gene Ontology annotation, cellular component: plasma membrane. Lineage: Eukaryota; Metazoa; Chordata; Actinopteri; Cypriniformes; Catostomidae. The coding region runs from base 351 to 1007 and encodes 218 amino acids. The record is from RefSeq and is a predicted model, not a curated record. The transcript has 3 exons. Gene Ontology annotation, molecular function: PDZ domain binding.
UCAAGGAAAGAGAACAGACUAAUGCAGUCUUGGAAAGUAUAGCAAAUCGGACUUACAAUCGAUCCAUGCUUCACAGAAUUAAAGAAAUGUGUUAAUUAAAGAAAAGUCUUAGCCUAGCACUACAUGGAAAACUAUUUUUAGAAUUUUAGGAUUCUAGAGUUUUUUUGCACAUCAAGGAACCUUGAAUUCCAGGGAUAUAUUCUUCAAAAUAUUGGACAAAACCAACGACUAGAACAACAAGAGGCAUUUGUUGUGCUAGAUUAGGGCAAAAAAUAAAAUAAAACAUAAAAUAAAAAAUAGAAGAAGAGGAAAGGAGUACCGGACUCUAAGCCAUCUUGAUCAGGAGGAGGAUGAAUGGCACACUUGAGAAGGGGGCUCAUCACCAGGUCCUUGAUCUCUCUGAGGAGCUCCCAACCAACAGCCACCAUCACGAACACCAGCACACAAACCUCCAGCACACACACUCCUUGGCCUCCACUGUGCUGGUUGGGACACCAGUAAGUGGGGUGGUUGUGCCUCCACCUUACUUCUCAGCAGACGCUGGGGGAGGUGAAGCUCCGCUGGAGCUUCGAGGUUCUCUGGACUGUUGGGCUUGUUCGGUGCUCGUGACGGCGCAGAACCUGGUGAUUGCAGCCAUCAACGCCUGUCUGGCUGGAUUGGUUUUCGGGCUGAUCCUCAUGCCUGCUAUUGUCAUGGUGGUGUUUGGCUUUCUCUGCCAUUCAACGGUACGCCCAACUGGUACAACACCAUACUGUUCGGAUCUGCUAACUGAUGGUGGCUGUGUGGCCCUGCUGGUUGUGGGUUUCUUAUUAGUGACUCCACUCCUGGUUCUGGCCUUGGCUGCGUAUUGCCGGCUUGCUCGUCACCUUCAGCUGGGCCUCUGUUUUAUUCCCUACAGCCGUGCCGUCUACAAGAACCUUCCGGCUACCCAGCAUCGUGGACUAGGAGGAGGUUGCUGCGGACAGCGAGCUGGGAAUGAAGGAGGGAAGGGGAAGGUGUGGGUGUAGAAGGAUAGCAUAAGUCCACAUUACAUUAAUGCAGAUAUGGAAAGAUGUGAAAGAAUACAUUUACCAUUAUAGAACUAAAACUUCACACCUAAAAAUAUUUCAAUAUAAAUUCUGACAGAAAGAGAAAUGUGGGGAACUCUUUGUGGCUGAUUUCCAUAAUGUUUUAUAGCCAGUUAUACCAUGUGCCUCAAUUUAUGAUGCCUGCAUUUAAUGACUUAAUUUAAGUACUCUACAUGAAAAAAAAAAACUCCAACAUUUUAUGUUUUAUGUUAAUAUUUUAUGUAUAACAAACAGUUCACCUCAUCAGAUAAAUACCACGCACAUUUUUCUUUAGACUUUCUAAAAGUAUUUUGUUAUAUAUUUUUCAAACAUGUAAAAUACAUUAAGUAAGAAACAUAAAAUAUUGAAAUUUUACAUCUUUGAAUAAAAUGCUUGGCUCUUCCUCUCAAUAUACACACUGGGACAUAAAGAUUGAAUUGCUUACAUUGUGUAAGUAGAUAAAAAGAUACAACAUAUUGUAUUGUUAAAGUCUGUAUCUACAUUCAGGACAGACACAACCAAGCUCAGGCAUGAACUCAGGCAUUUAAAGAAAAUAUACAUUUGGCAGAUUCAUUUUCAAAAUGAAUUGCAAAAAGUAUACUUCUCAGCAAAGAUAAAAAAAAUAAAUAAAUAAUACAAAUUCAAAAAAGUAAGCUUGAGACGUGGACAACUAUGAAAAUGAGACGUAUAGCGCCCACUAGAGUACAAAAAUGAAAAGUAAAGCAUUUAAAGCUCAAAUCAUAUUAACAUGGUGAGCAAACAAACGAUGACACUAUGACUUAAUUAUGAUAACAAAAUGAGUGAUAAUUA